This is a messenger RNA of Hordeum vulgare subsp. vulgare (domesticated barley), 2057 nucleotides long. RefSeq names its product probable inactive leucine-rich repeat receptor kinase XIAO. Lineage: Eukaryota; Viridiplantae; Streptophyta; Magnoliopsida; Poales; Poaceae. Gene Ontology annotation, molecular function: protein binding. The coding region runs from base 505 to 1710 and encodes 401 amino acids. The transcript has a single exon. The record is from RefSeq and is a predicted model, not a curated record.
GCUGCAAAAUAUGCUCCUAGACACUUUAUGAGAGAGGAUGGUGGACCUUGUAUCAAUAAAGUAGCACUUAUUUACAUCUACCUAUUGUACUUGUGGGCUAUAAGCUCGUUAUAGAUGACGUGUCAACAUCAUAUAGCGAGCAGCUGGUGAUACAUCGUAUAGCCAAUAUUAACCAUGCUCUAAUCUCACUGGUGACACAUCGUAUAGCCAAUAUUAACCAUGCUCUAAUCUCACAUUGACGCCCAUGGCGCAGCCCAGCGCACCCUAAAAAUUAACAACUGGAAAUUGGGGCCACCAAGCCAGGUGUGCCCUACUUGUCCUUGAGCCACAGUAUGUCGUCGGGUGGCACGUACGCACCCUUAUCAAGGCAGAGCCCAUCCCCAGCGCGUUCUUCUCCUCCAAACUCACACUCCCCAACGCCGCGCUCAACAGUGCCAUUCACUGAGCUCAUUCUCUUUCCUCUACUGAUACACUACCGCCUCGCGACUUCGCCCCGAGAGCCCAAUGGCCGCGCGCGUGACGCGACGCCCUGCCGCCGUCUUCCUGAUCCUCGUUGCUGCCCUUCUCACGGUUACGAUACAGUCAGCUGCGGCGACGCUGCACCCGGUGGACUACCUGGUACUGCAGGCCGUCCGGCGCGCGCUCUCCGACCUGCCGGGCUCCGGCUUCUUCGCUUCGUGGGACUUCACCGGAGACGCCUGCGGCUUCGCGGGGGUCUCCUGCUCCGGCGAUGGUCGGGUCGUCACGCUGGCCCUCGGGGACCCGCGCGCCGGCGCACCAGGCCUCUCGGGCGCAUUCCCCUCCGCCGCGCUCGCGCGUCUCUCCGCGCUUAGCUCGCUCUCGCUCGUCCCUGGCCGCGUAUCCGGGGGCUUAUCUUCCGCCGUCGCGGCGCUCCCCUCGCUCCGCUUCCUCGCUCUAUCCGGGAACCUCAUCUCCGGCAACCUCCCCGGAGGAUUCUCCCCUGCUCUUCGGACGGUUGAUCUCAGCAAGAACUCCUUUUCCGGCAGGAUACCCUCCUCACUGCUCCAAAUCAGGAGUCUCCGAACGCUCGUCCUCUCCCACAACUCCCUCUCCGGCGAGAUCCCCAAGACAGUGAGUUCGCCGCUGGUCCACCUCGACCUCAGGAACAAUCGCCUAUCCGGCGACGUCCCGCCUCUCCCGGAGACGGCCGUGUACCUAAGUCUCGGCGGGAACAGGCUGUCCGGCCGCGUGGGCGGCGUCCUUCGCAGAUUGACGAGGCUGUCGUUUCUUGACCUCGGCGGGAACUGGUUCUCCGGCGAGGUCCCCGGAGAAGUCUUCUCCUUCCGGAUUGGGUACCUGCAGUUGCGCAAGAAUGCCUUCUCUGGCGAGCUCCGGCCGGCGGGGCGGUUGCCGUUGGGCGCCACGGUAGACCUCAGUCACAACGCGCUAUCCGGGCGGGUGCCGGCGGAGCUGUCGAGCGCGGCUGCAGUGUACCUGAACGGGAACAAGUUUGCUGGAGCGGUGCCGGCAGAGAUUGUGGCGGCGGCGGAGGGCGGGCGCAUGCGGGUGCUCUUCCUUCAAGACAACUUCCUGACCGGCAUCAGCGUGCGCGGCGUGCCGGCGAGCGCAGAGGUAUGUGCACACUGGAACUGUGUUGCGCCGCCGCCGACCGUGGUGGCCGCGUGCCCGGCCAAGGGCGGCAGGGGGCGGCGCCGGCCGCCGGCUCAGUGCGGCGGGAGGAGGGGGUAAGGAAGGAAAGGCUUAAGGCCCCGCUUGGAUGCGGUGUAAGUAUAUACGCCCGGAUUUAACAGGCGUAAAUUACUCGUAGUAGCUUAUAUUUUACUCCUAUUUGGAACAGAAACGAUGAUAGAGAUCUAUAUUAACCGUCUUCUGCCUAGCGUAAAUUACUCGUAGUAGCUUAUUUUUUAUUUGGAACAGUAACGAUGACUAGAGAUCUAUAUUAACCGUCUUCUGCCUUUGCGAAGAUCCAUCGUCUUCUGCCUUUGAUCUUUUCUUCGGAUGAAAACCUAAUCCGUCUUAUCGGAUCGGUAAUGAGAUAUGCUUGGCAGCCUUACUUUAUUGAAAGUAUUGUUUUA